Molecule: messenger RNA, 6657 nt
Organism: Helobdella robusta
Lineage: Eukaryota; Metazoa; Annelida; Clitellata; Rhynchobdellida; Glossiphoniidae
Exons: 14
Coding region: 1-6657 (2218 amino acids)
Biological process (GO): peptidyl-threonine phosphorylation
Cellular component (GO): cytoplasm
Molecular function (GO): protein serine/threonine kinase activity
Source: RefSeq, a predicted model, not a curated record
AUGAGGCGUGAGGAUGUCGAUUACCUGAAAGUGAAACACAUUUCUCACGUCACCAACAACAACAACAACAACAUCAACAACAUCAUCAGCAACAACAACAACAUCAACAACAACAAUAGUUUGAGCAACAUUUUAGACGAAUUUGACGAAUAUAUCUUAACUGGCAACACAAAUAUUGACGGUGAUGUCUCUUUCUACGUGACACCGGUGUUUGAAGAACAACAACCACUACAACAACGACAACAACAACGACAUCCAGAUCAUCCAGCUCAACAACAACAUGUAAAUCCAGACAUCAAAAACAUCCACAAUCGCAACAGAAACAAUCACAAUAACCACAACGGCAACUAUGAAGGUAACAAUUACGAAAUUAACAAAAGUGGAGCAAUUGAAUUAGAGAGAGAAGUCUUACAGCGGUUAAGAGAGAUCGAUGUAAGUGCAAUUUCCCCAACGACUUUCUAUGCCAGCUUGCAAUUCCAUGAGCCAUUUGCGUACAGCACAACAAACUGGAACACUGAGGGAUGCGAUAAAAACAUUGCCAGAUUUUAUCCAGUACCAAAAGAGGCAGAAAUGAAGAAAAUACCAGUCACUGUGAGGAUUUCAAAGAGGAACAGCAACAGAGUUCAUUACCACCAACAUAACACUCAACAACAAACACAACAUAAGCAAAAUCAUGAACAACAACUGAACACAAAUCACGCUGACAACAUUGUAGGCAGAAACAACGAAACAUCACUGAUAUCAUACAAAAAGCAACGCUGCUCAGUGAAUUUUACAAACAGAUGGGUCUUGAGACACGUUCAGAACUUCGUAAGUCAUAGAGAAGUAGUCGGACCAGUAUUAGAGAACAAGAUAUGGGGAGAUGAUAAACUAGAACAAAAAGACAGUUUUGAAAAAAGUUCCAAUGACUCAAGUGACAAUGAAGAUUCUCAAAGUAGUUCUGAUGACUCUGAAACAACACAGUCAUCCAUUGAAAGCUUGGAUCAAAGCACACAUCUGAAGCAAUCUCAACAGUCUACGUUUAGUGCAGUUUCAUUUGUACAAUCUGGGAAGCUGUCAGUUCGAAGAGCAGCCAUAGUAAGCACAAUUUUAAACAAGUCCGGUGUAAAAAUAACAACUCCUUCUCAGUCAGGUGUCUAUAGAGCGGUAUACAGAGAAACAAGUAAACCAGUAUUAGAGAACAAGAUAUGGGGAGAUGAUAAACUAGAACAAAAAGACAGUUUUGAAAAAAGUUCCAAUGACUCAAGUGACAAUGAAGAUUCUCAAAGUAGUUCUGAUGACUCUGAAACAACACAGUCAUCCAUUGAAAGCUUGGAUCAAAGCACACAUCUGAAGCAAUCUCAACAGUUUACGUUUAGUGCAGUUUCAUUUGUACAAUCUGGGAAGCUGUCAGUUCGAAGAGCAGCCAUAGUAAGCACAAUUUUAAACAAGUCCGGUGUAAAAAUAACAACUCCUUCUCAGUCAGGUGUCUAUAGAGCGGUAUACAGAGAAACAACUAUGAAGAUGAUAGUGUCGGACACUACAAAUGUUAAUAAUGGGUCAAAGUCUGGUGUUGUGGUGAGACUUCAGAAACUUUUUGUUCAACACGGUGAAUCUGCGCCAGUUUUUAUAGGUAAUUUAUCAUCCUGUCCAACAUACGUGCAGUUGAAUGUCCGGAAAGAACCUUUCAAAGAAGCAUUCCAUGAGGUUGACCUGUACGUGUCUUGCCCACCCACAUUCAACUACACCCUGGCAUUCAGGGACAAACCAACCUUCAGGACAUUUGAUUCCUAUGUACUGGCCAUAAAAUCUUCCGUGAAUAAGUUUAAAAAUUUUGAAAAAGAAGGUUUCUCCAGCAGUGACAGUAUGUGGAACAACGGAGAAUCAAAAUUUUAUGUUGAAACAUUCACUCUGGUUUACAUUCAGAACUUUGAGAAAAAUUCACCAAGAAGCAAUAGUGAAAUGAACUCACUGUUAGACACAAACUUUAACUACAAUAACAAGGACGACAAAAACAUCAAAAACAGAACGAAUAUUUUAGGAAUAAAUGAUGAAGACAGUAAUUAUUUUAACAGUUCGCAGCACCAAACCCCACUGAAUAGGGAGAUGAAUUUCUUGCAAUCAAAACUACAGAAGACAAUCUCAUUGAUAUGCAUCUCCGUCAUAUUUCUCCAGACGAUACUCACUUUGUUUUGCAUGUUUGUUCGCAUGAAAAAACCAUCAACUCAUAAAGGUUGUUACAGACAUGCUCCCACUCACGCGCAUCAUCAUCCCCACCAUCAAUGCAUGAAAAUAAAUGAUCAGAACAGAAUGUACCAACAGGUUGCUGAUGAAAAUAAAAACGUCUCGAGCACUUCAUUCGCCAUGAGAGCGGCGUGCGGCGAACAAUGCAAUUUGCUUCCUUUCUACCAAUGCAAGCCAACCAAUCCACUCAAAUAUUCUAGCGAUAAUAUUAAAAAUUAUCACAAACAACAAUCUUCACUUGCAAGAAGUAAAUCUUCAGACACCCUUUCAACAAAACAUCAACAGCGAAACGUUCAAUUUGACAAUCCAAAUUAUUGCAUGGAGGGGCAGUUGAAAGUAGGAAAUUGUAAGAGAAACAAAGAGUUCAUGAAGUGCAACAGCAGCAGCAUCAAUAAGAAAUGUGUAACAAUGGUCCUCACCUUCUACAUUAUGUUCUGGGUUGUGUACAGUCUCCUCUUCACAUUCUCUGUCUUUUUAACUUUCUUUGCAUCCAUUGUCUACAAUGAUCUGUUUUAUUUUGAUAUAAACAAUUUUUCCGUGGUCAUAACUAAUUUCUCGGAGCUUGUUUUAGAAAGAGAAAAUAGAAUCAGCAUAACGGCGACCGAUGAUUUCUUCACGAAAGCUGUUAAACUGAUUAGAACUUGCGAGCUUCAUUACAUUGCUAACGUUGCCACCGUCAUUCAGUCGGAAUUUAAAAUUACAGAUCAAAAUAACGCACAGAAGAGAGUUGCUCUCAAAACGUUUUACUUGAAAAAUUUGUAUUUUCUAUCACAGACAAGAAUGUUAUUAAAAUAUUUGUCUCAAUAUUCGAGGGCAUCGGUUCAUUUUCUUUCUUCUUCGCUGAAAGAGAAAGUGAUUAACUUAUGCCUCUCUCCGUACAGUCAUUAUCAACAAUAUUUGUCCAAACUUCUCAGAUCUGAUUGGCUAAACAUUGCAAACAGAAUUAACAAUAAUUUAAAACUCAGUGCAUACACUAUUCAAAAUUAUCAGAUUACAAAUGUAAAAAAAUUCAUCAGUUUCCAUUAUUUGGACGGCGAUGACGAGACUGUGAAUGAACUGAAAGUAAAAACUUUGAACGAUCGUCUAAGAUUGAAAGUGACUCUUGGAAAGUUACUAGAAGCUGAUGAAAUUCUGGAUGUUCAUCUGUGGCUCGAUGUCUUCUAUAAGAGAUUUAAGCGGCAGUUCAGUAAAUUAGUCUCCGAUAGCAUAAACAUCAAUAUCAAUAAAUCAAAUUAUUUAUUCGCUUCGGAACAUGGUUCUUUAUUGAAAGAUCGAUAUCACGUUCUUCAAAAACAACAACAACAACAAGAUUGGCUACAAUUACCAAACGAACAAAACAUGAAAGUCAUUGCAGCCAUAAAAUUAUUUUUACAUCUCAACCGAAUUGACCGAACAUUCAAGGAGCAGCGCUUCAGAAGUGGAAAAAAUAUAAACAACGGAAACAAUCACAACAACAACAACAACAACAACGUCAUAAAUUAUUAUAACAAAAAUAACAACAACAAUGGCAAUGCAAAAAAUAAUCUGAAUUAUAAUAAUGUAAUGGGAUAUGAGGACCACAAUUCAGUAACAAACAUACUCUCAAACAGCCAUCCAAACGAUUUUGUAAUCUCAAAUAUCAAUCACUAUUCUAUAUCAGACUUUGAUCAGUUUAAAAAUAUUUUGAUCUACAACGCGAACAACAACAACAACAACAACAUGCAAAACUACGACAAUCUACUUGCCGACAACAACAAAAACAACAGCAACAACGACGACAAAAAUACUUCUGAUAAAGAUAAAAUUGACGACAGCGUGAAGCACAGAUCCAAAAAAACUGACGACGAACCUGAAGAUCUAACCAUUGAUAACAGCAGCGAAGCAGUUUUUUUAACAAGAACGGAGCUAUUUAUAUCCUCUCUGUUAACGAGCAGGCGAUAUUUUCAAGCGGAUGUCGGCGUAAAAGGCGCCAUUUCGCAUGGAAAUGGCGUCAAACAGACGUCCAAAAAUUUGCUGAACAGAAUGCUAAAUCGAGUAACUGCUGAUUUUAAUACUAAUGGUGACGAUGACGACGUCGACGAUGAUGCUAACAGUAAUGAGAAUUUUUAUAACGGCAAUGUUAUUCGAAACAAAACUGACAAACAUAUUGAACGUACGAUUCCAAUUAUAUUAACAACCGACCAAAAUACUUUCACCAUUGGUGAGUUUUUAAAAGAAAAAUGGUUUUUAGUCGCCAUUGUUUGCUUUUUCUUGGACGUCGCACUCUUUCUCCAGAGGCUGACAAAAGCCACAAACAACGCCAUCAUUCUCAAACAGUUUCUGACCUUUUACAGCCAAACUAAAACUAUAAAAUCGUACGUGGAUAAUCAACAAAACAAAGUAAAUUCAAAUGAGUACCUUACAAAAUGCCCAUUCUGUCCAGAUGACGAUCAUAAAAAAAUGGAAUGCCACGUGACUGAAGAUGACGUGACAUCCAUGAAUAACUCAGAAUGCAGGUGCUGCCGUUGUUUCAACGGAUGUUGCCAGGACAACUACAAGAUGGACAAGGAACGGCACUGUUGUUUUUUCAGCCCAGCACCGUCGGAUAGGCGAAAAACAUUGCGAAGACCGGUCACACUUGAUGUGCUCAGAAAAAAUUUUCCACUACACAGGCAUCUAGCGAAUAAAAACUUUGUUUAUACAAUAUCAAUUUUGUCCCUCUUUACAUUUUUCAUUUGUCUUUUAAAAGUUGUGAUGUUGACGAUACAUCCCUCCACAAUUAAUAAGCUGAGUCUCGUUUCUAGCUACGACAACAUCGUCAGCACGACAUGCCAGCAGACCAGUCAAGAAAUUAUUCCAUACAUUAGCGAGUGUUUCCAACAUAGCAUCAUAGCACCUGGCAAGUAUUUGAGAAAUUUCGAAAUGAGAGAGCUCAAAAAUAUAUUCGAUGCAAAUCUAAGAUAUGUCAGAAACUUGGAAAAAUUGUCAAACAGAGUUCGUUCCUCGUCGACAUCUUCACAGCCACUUCCAUCAUUCCCGACACAUUCAUCAUUGCAUCCACAGUUUUGGUCCUCUUCACGUUCAUUCAAUUUUUUUCCGUGUUCUUUUCCACAGUUGAACAUGUAUCUUGUGACGACAUCAGCUUUUCUAACACUCGACACCAUUGUAUUUGACGAUCAAAAGUUGAACAAAGAUGAUCUCAACAACUUUCAGCAACAUGACGAUUUCAUGUCGCAACGAGUCAAAACUCUACCUGGUCUGCCGGUCCAACACACCAUACACCGUUUUCAUCAUCACGCCAAUCAAAUAUUUUUGGCCGAACACCAUUUCAUUGACCACAGUCAAAACAUGAAUAGAGUAAAUAAAAUAUCCAAGCCAGACCAACAACUCGAGGAUGAAACAACACCUCCAUUUAUUAAUAGUACCAACCAAUUUCAUAGUCCAGUUUCUCAUAUUCACUCCAGUCUUCUACUCCAACCACUGACAUUGCCACAACACAAACAACCUCAAACUUUCUAUUUCCACAAGCAAAACAGCAACCAAAUAAGCUUCAGACACAGUAAAAAAAUGAAUCAGUUGUUGAGACCGUUCGUAAAGGUCUACCACAACGCAAUCAGUGGCUUCUACAUUCUUCUCACGGCCACACUUGCAGUGGUAUUUCUCCUGAACGCGGCCAGCUACUACCUCAUCUCCACUGUCAAGCGACGAGGAGGUUCUUCCGGAACCAUGUUAGACGAUGUUGAAGAUGACGUUGAUUUGGUUCUCGGCAAAUACUACCAGCGUUUCUACGGUGAAAGUUACAAUAGUGUUGAUUCCGAAAUGGAAGUUGAUGAAAAUGAGCGGGACAUUCAUAGUUAUAAAACGUUUUCAAAUGUUGCGACUGGAAAAUACAAAACCACGAAAAUGUUCAAUACCCCUUUAUUUACGACAGCUGCAAACAAAAUUUCUUUUAAUGUUUUCAAUAAAACUCAGGCGGACAGAAGUGUCUGUUGCCCGCUGAACAUUUGUCCGCAGCACCAAUGCAGCAUUGUUAGAACAGGAAACCCUUACAUUCAACAAGUUCUUAUAAACAGUGUUAAAUUAAAAGAUAAUCAAUAUUCACAAUUCGAUACGUCUGACACUCAUCUGUUUAGCUCAAAUAUGAUUGUGGAAUUGCAAAAAAAGUCAAAUUUUCAACAUCUUCAACAUCCAUUCCGUCAGAAACCAAUCUCUAACUUUUAUCAAAAAACUUACACGCCACAGCAACAGCAACAACAACAACAGCAACAACAACAACAAAUGCCUCAACGAUUGAAAUCCCAACUUGAACAUUCCUCUUCAUUUUCUCUUGAAAUUUCCAAACUCCAUCAAAACCAGUCCCAACACAACCAACAACCUCUAACACAACAAUUCAACUAUUCAAGGUUCCACACUGCCAACACCAACGCGACACCAAACCCAAAAAAUGAAAUGAAAAUUUCAGAGACUCACGUUUAA